UUUAUUUUUUCUAUUUUUUAAGAAAAAACAAAAUGAGUUCUUCAAAAUCUUCAACAACUUCCUCAACUCAACAGCCAACUGUAGUUGACAUAAAUUCUUUGACAAUUGAAGAACUUUCUGGUUUACAACAACAACUUAGUGCCGAAUUAUCUUUUUUUAAUGAAUCUUUGAAUGAAUUGAGAAGUGUUUCUAAUCGUUUUGGAAGAUGUCAAGUGACUUUGGAUUCGAUAAAUCCUGAGGAAAAGAAUAAAAAAGCGUUGAUUCCGCUGUCAGAAUCGGUUUAUAUUGAAGCUAAAGUUAUUGAUCCAGACAAAUAUUUGGUUGAAAUUGGUGCUGGUUACUUUGCUAGAAUGAAUCGAAAACAGGCUUUGGAUUAUUUUAAAAGAAAAUAUGCAUUUUUGGACGGCCAAAUAAACACAAUAAAUAAAAGUGUUAUUCCAGAAAAACAACAACUUAGACAAAUGGUUUUGAUGGCGUUACAAAAGAAGAUACAAGCUACCACUUCUGCUAAAUGA
Messenger RNA from Meloidogyne enterolobii, 515 nucleotides. NCBI's taxonomy places the organism in Eukaryota, Metazoa, Nematoda, Chromadorea, Rhabditida, Meloidogynidae. The record is from the annotation of a GenBank genome assembly.